CGGUACGGUGUUCGUCCUCACUUUCAUUCUAAUCAAACAGCAAGGUCGACACACCCAAACUUGUUCCUUUCAAUUAGAAUUCAAAUACGAAUACUCCCGCGAAAGGUGUCGAGAAAGAGCCUCAGAUCUAAUAACAUCAUGAGGCUAAAGAAACUAACCAGCUGGUCUGGAACCAGAGGGUCGAAAGUGAGACGACAGGUUGAAAAAGAGAAAAGCUCCAAGGGAAGCAGACCUAGCAGUCCAAACAGUCCGAACAGUCCAAACAACAACCUCGGUCUUGACAGUAGCCCGAUUCGAUCUCUUAAACAUUCACCAGGCUUUGGAACAUCGCCAAACAAAGGGGAAGGGGAAAAGCCAGCGACAUCAGAGACGGACCGUGGGGUACUAAGGAAACAUGAAGAUGAUCGCCCGUGCUUGUUGUUCGAAGAUGUCGAAGACGAAGACGACGAAGACAUGGGGUAUGCAAAAAACAUUGUCGCUAAAGAGAUUGAAGCCAACAAUUCCGCAGUGAAAGAUAAAAAAUUGAAUUCCACAGAAAACAUCCCCACGAAGAAGAUAUCGAAUACAAAUCCAAAUCAGAAAUCUCUAUCACUUUGUACUCCGAAAAAAACGUCCCUUCCACCCCAAGAGAUUAUGAUUGACCACCUCGCAGUGCCCCCGAGCCCAAUGAGGGAGCCGAACGUAGACAUAAUGGCGAGUCCCAGCAUGAACAAGCGGCUAUUGGACGAUCAAGGACUGUAUCUGAAUUUCAACGAUUCAUCCCCGCGAACCCCUUGUCUUGGAGACCCUGUCGGAGAUAUUGCAAUGCAUCGACAACUAAAGGAUGCCGAGCGCCUGGUUCGGAUCGUUCUAGGAAGACCCUCGAAAGGAGAUCAGAAUUUUUUGGAACCAAAUACAAUCUUACAGGCCAUUCGGUCCUAUGCCCUGAUGAAAGCAGAACUCAUCGAGCUUAGAGCAAAGCAAGAGACUGAAGAUGGGGAUCCACCCGCAAUACUACAAGCUCUUGGAUCUCCCACCGCAACAACCCCUAGCAAAUCAAUUCCUAGUUUAUACUCUCCUCGAAGAUCAGUUCAAAACUCGCAUUUUUUCAGUGACGAUGUGAAUGGUGGUAGAUCAAGAAAACAUGGGAUUAAAAGUUCAGUUGUCGAUGCCAAGGCCAGUCCCGCUGCCAGCCAUGAAGCCUCAAUUCCUUCUAGUUCCUGUGCAGAGCUGACACACGCUAAAGAAAUGAUUGAACGCUUACAAAAAGAACUCAAAAAGGCAAACGAAACUAUUCUCGAACUAAAGAAGAAGAUAAACACAGAGGAGAAUGAAGAAAAUCAGUAUCCUAUAAAAUCACCCAAUACUAUUGAAAUUCAGAAUGAAAAUGCAGAUGAGAAGCAGCUCAUGAAAAAACAAAAUCACGAUUUCCKAGAGGAACCAAAGAAAACGACAAACAAAGUGGAGAAUGAAGAAAAUCAGUGUCCUAUAACAUCACCCGAUACGAUUGAAAGUCAGAAUGAAAAUGCAGAUGAGAAACAAUCGAUGAAAAAACAACAGGGCGAUAUACACGAGGAACCAAAACAACCUGAAAAUAUAAAUUUGCUACUGAAUGAUACUAUCCAUUGUCCAGAAUUCGUUCCCGCGGAGAACAUGGUAGCUAUAUCAGGCGAAAAACAACAGGAAAUGGAGCAGACAAAUACAACCGACGAGGAAAUCACCUCAAGUACGACAACAGUCGAAGGAGAAAACCGAAGAGAAGCGAAGCAAUCAGUUAUGAUCGAAAAGGAAAUCAUCUCUACUACAACACCAGCGAAAGGCGAGGAGGAAAUGCAGAUAUCGCAAGAGGAAUUGAACCUGCAACUUGAAACAAAUCAAAAGAAACAAAUUCAAACACCAAUACUCGACGAGGAAAACCUGUUGGGUACAACCAUGGCGCAAGCUGGGGAAGAAACACAAACAUCGAGAGGGGAAUCGGACCAGAAAGUUCGAAAGGUCGAAAAUGGAUUAAAUCGUUACGACGAAAAUGACAAGAAAAAGAGUCAAGCAGCGACAAUAGACAAGGAGCAUAUACUAGAGUCAACAACAACAAGCAAUAAAAACAACACAUCAAUAUUGAUGGAAGUAUCGCACAACACAGCCAACAGCAAAAGCAACAGUAAUUUGGCAUCAUCCUCGUCAUUAUCAAACACGCCUCAAAGUUGAUAAAAUCAUCAUUUACGUAUGCUCUUUAGUGUCGUAUAAUCAAGUCUUUCCAAAUUAAAGAGUGAGUGUACUGAUCGAGUUAUAUGUCACAAUGACAAAUACUGUAGAAAUUAAAACUUUCCAAUAUAUUGACUAAGUAACA
Molecule: messenger RNA, 2326 nt
Organism: Pseudo-nitzschia multistriata
Lineage: Eukaryota; Bacillariophyta; Bacillariophyceae; Bacillariales; Bacillariaceae
Source: the annotation of a GenBank genome assembly